This is a messenger RNA of Leptosomus discolor (cuckoo roller), 1140 nucleotides long. The record is from RefSeq and is a predicted model, not a curated record. Lineage: Eukaryota; Metazoa; Chordata; Aves; Leptosomiformes; Leptosomidae.
AUGCGGCGCUUCGAGGAGGAGCUGACGUGCUCCGUUUGCUACAGCCUGUUCGACGACCCGCGCGUGCUGCCCUGCUCCCACACCUUCUGCAGGAGCUGUCUGGAAGGCGUCAUCCACCUGUCGAGCAGCUUCCCCGUUUGGAGACCCCUGCGAGUCCCUCUGAAGUGCCCCAACUGCAGGAGCGUGGUUGAGAUUCCCGCCGGCGGGACCGAGUCGUUGCCCGUCAACUUUGCGGUGAAAGCCAUUAUUGAGAAAUACCAGCAGGAGGAUCAGGCUGAGGCGGCGACCUGCAGCGAGCACUACAGGCAACCGCUGAACGUGUACUGUCUUCUGGACAGAAAACUGGUGUGUGGCCACUGCCUCACGAGAGGGAAGCACCACGGGCACCCCAUCGAUGACCUCCAGAGCGCCUACCUAAGAGAGAAGGAGGCUUCUGGGAAACUGCUGGAGCAGCUCACUGAUAAACACUGGGCUGACGUGUGUCUGCUGCUUGAAAAGCUGAAAGAAGAGAAGUCCCGGUGCGAAAGCAUCGUUCAGGUCGAUAAAAAAGCGGUAGUGCAGUACUUCAAGAAACUCAGUGAUACCCUGGAGGACAAGAAACAAGCUCUGCUGACUGCGCUGGAUGAACUGAACAGACGCAUUUCGGAAGAGUAUGAGCCUCUCAUUGAGAAGCUGAAAAAAAUAAGGGAAGAACAGCUUGAGUUAAUGUCCCUGAAUACGUCUGUUCAAAAAGAGGAGUCCCCGCUUAUUUUUCUCGAGAAGGUGGAUGAGAUGAAUCGACGUAUCAAAGCUUUGAAACAGAAGCAACUGCCGGAUGUGAAACCUGUGGAGAUUCACCCGAGGGUUGAGCACCUGUUGAAAAACGUGUGGGCUAAGGCUGAAGUCGGCCAGAUCCGCAAGAUCCUCGUUCCAAAGAUAAAACUGAUCCCGGCAAGGAAGUUACACAGCAAAGGCGGUGGAAAGGAAGGAAGAGAACCUAAAGAGCUCCUCCAGGCUGCCGGUCCUUACGUGGUCCUGCUGCUUUUUGUGAUAACGGCGCUUCAUCGAGAUUUCCACACCCGCUUGCAGGACGUAGGGGAUGUGCUGUGCCACACGUUUAACGUACUGAUGGGGUUUUUGGGGAGAGUUUUUUCUCUUUGA